UGAUUAAUGGCAGCCAUGGACUCUGCCGACUCAAAUGAUGACAUCAUAGUACUGGACCAGUACCACAUGCUCAUCUAUUGCCUCUGCAUCUGCUCAAUUGCACUUUUUGUCUGGUUCCUGGUCCAGAUGAUAACACAUCCCGAGAAGUUCAUUCGGGCUCUGAAUGAGAAUCAGAGAAUGGAGGCCGCGUUGGAGAACGAGGGGAACGUCAUUCCAGGAGGCAGAGUCAGUUUCCCCAGCAUGAACUAUGUGGACUCCUCCUUAGACACGAAUCAGUUUCAUUCAGUGGAUAUCCCAGUCACACAUGUGUCGCCACUCUUCACUGCUCAAUCCCAGACAAAUUUCAAAUUGGAAGUGAACGUAAACAGGAGUGGCACAGAACAGCGUAUAUCAAAUGCAGUAUUCACAACAUUGGCGGCAUACAAUGUGCCCAUCUCAACUGUGACUAGAUUCCUUCACAACUGCAGCUCCCCUCAUGCCAUGCAACUGUUCAACACUAAUCUGCUCAUCCAACCGAAAGAACAUUCGGAAAAUAUUAUGUUUGAGGUGAACAUUAACCGUGACCAGCCAAUUGACAGCCGAUCGAGGUAUCCGCUAACUGUGGUUACAAUGCUGAACAACACUGCAAAUACCUCACAACCUCAUCAAAGAGUUCGUGGUGUUCUAUCUGUUUAUCACAUAAAAAAUGUCUCGAAUACUCGGAAGUCGGCGCUGCUUCUCCAGUCUCUACUCUGUGCAGAGAAUCAGCACUACCCCCUGAAGAAAGUGUACUUGGGGCAGGAGCUAUGUAUUGUGUGUCAGGUGGAGAAGAGUAGUGUGUGUCUUUUGCCCUGUGGACACAUGUGUGUCUGUGACAGCUGCUGUUUCCUCAUCAGGCUCAAAUGCCCUCUCUGCAGAACAGCAGUCACAAACACUAUUUUGAACUACUCACAUAAUGACGACAUACCACAGACUAGUAAUGUGCAGUCUGUGUAAAACAAUCCAUAGUUGCCGAGACACGUUUAGUAGCUGUUGUGAAAUAAAACUUUGGUGAGCUCAA
This is a messenger RNA of Symsagittifera roscoffensis, 1039 nucleotides long. RefSeq lists its product as uncharacterized. NCBI's taxonomy places the organism in Eukaryota, Metazoa, Xenacoelomorpha, Acoela, Convolutidae. The transcript has 2 exons. Gene Ontology annotation, biological process: negative regulation of cell growth. The record is from RefSeq and is a predicted model, not a curated record. Bases 7 to 975 code for a protein of 322 amino acids.